AUGAUCAGUGUGAAGAACAGUGUCAUGUAGACUCCUAAAGAGUCUCUGGCGGCAUUCUUUCAAAUGUGUACAAGGGGGAAUAACUAGCAACUUUCGCCAUUGCUUGUUGAAUCUUUGAUUUUCCACAUGUCCAGAAGUUAUUUAGAGCAUUCUAUGGAUCGGAUCCUUUGGGAAAAUUCACUAGUAGUGUCAUUUAUUGACUGUUUUUUAAUAACAGCUAUAGAGAAACAGAGAUGCAGGGUGACCCCGUGUACGACUAUCCUGACUCUCAGCCUGUAGGGGAAAAACGGGUAUGUCUACAGCGAGGAUCCCUGAAGAGCAUCAGUGUACUGGACCGGCUCCUGCUUACACACCCUGUGUGGCUUCAGCUGUCCAUCAACUCAGCUACGGCUUUGCAUAUCCUGCGGCGUGAGCCUUCUGGGACCUUCCUGGUGCGAAAGUCCAGCACAUCGCAGAAAAAAAUGCUCUGCGUCCGGCUAGCGGAUGACAGCACGCCAUCCUUCUUUAAACAGUUUUUCAUCAGAGAAGAGGACUCAGCAUUCUCCUUGGAAAGCUCAGCUAUCAGUUUUCCAGACCUGUGUAGACUGGUUGCCUUCUAUUGUGUUAGUCGGGAUGUCCUUCCUUUCACUUUGGAGCUGCCCGAGGCCAUAGCAAAGGCUUCCUCACAUAAACAGUUGGAGUCAAUUUCUCAUAUGGGUGUGGAGUUCUGGAGUUCCCAAUUAAAUGUCCGUGGUCCUCGUAAUGGACCUCCAGACAAUCACUUGCCCCCAGCUUCAAGCCCCCAAGACUGCUCUACACCCAUUGACCCAAACCCUACCCCAUUCCAGGAGCUUUGUCAAAUCCGAACACGGAGACCCUGCGAGUUGAAUUUUGGGGGAGGGAAAGAAUUGUGUUUCAUUAACCCUCUCUUCCUGCAAGAAUAUCCUGGUCGCAGUGCCAUGCACAGACGUCAUAAUUUCAAAUCAAGCAUGAAGGUCCGUGUCUCCACUGAAAAUUCUAGCCCUCUAUCACCACCUGCCGUCCCACCCCCUCCACCACCAUUACUGGCUAAAGCCAAAUGCAAAGCUAGAUUGAAAGCUGCAAAGCUGGCAACCCCACCUGUUGCAGAUCAAGCCAGCGAGGAAGCUAUCAAGAAGACAGAACCUGUGCAAGAAGCCACAGAUUAUAUGCAGCCUUGUGUAGAGUUGUGGAAGAGGCCUUUCACUAUGGUCGCCCCUACCCUUUCUCCCACUGCUGAGGAAGAUGACUAUCAGAUGCCCAAAGCUCUUCUGCAGGGCCAGCCGAAAAUCCUGGAGCAGGAAGGACAGGAGGACGAUGAUGAAGGACUGAUGCUGGAAAAGCGACGUGCUCCGUCCCUCAGUGAGCUGGAUAGCAGCAGUUCCCUUAGUAGCCUUGAUGAGACAGAAGAAAGUCCUGAGCAUCCUCCCCUAAUACGUGGCACCAGCAAUCCUAUCAGUCCAUGUCAGUCACUUCCACGGACGUCCAUCUCAGCCCUGCGCAAGAUGAGCGCCGCCUUCAUGUCCUUUUUCAAACCAGAGAAGCGGGUGAUGCGGCUGGUGGAGGAUCUGUCUCGUGACCGCCGUAUGGCAUUCGGCGCUCUUGUUCAGGAUUUUCUGAGGCAGCAGAGAGAGGUGUUAAAGCCCCAGUGUUUGACCUGUGCUGUACAGCUGCUUCAAGAUUUGCGUCUUUUCAUAAAUCACGCCAAGGCGUUCCUCCAAGAGUGCGGAGAGCUGGAGCCUCCAAUAGAGACUCUUCUUCCUGAAAACGAGAAAGACCAAGCACUGGAGAAGGCCAUGUUCCGCUGUGUGCUAAAGCCUCUGAAGCCACAGAUUGAUGCGGCACUUUGGAAUCUGCACAAGCAAGAUGGUUCCAUCCAGAGAAUGAUGGACAGCCUGCAAAGAGCUAAAGGAGCCUCGGCAAAGGAGCUUUUUGGGGUUCAGGUGUGUGUACCUGAUUCCCAGGGCAUUGAGAAAAUUAGGCACAAACUGACUCUAAUGCAACAGGCCUAUUCACCCAUAGACAAAGUGCUGCUGCUCUUGCAGAUCUGCAAACUCAUAUACAAAGCCAUGAAAAACAAAUCAGGUCAAGAAUUUGGAGCAGAUGACUUCUUGCCUGCUCUCUCCUACGUGAUGGUGUUGUGCAAUAUGCCUGAGAUCUUGCUGGAGGUGGAGUAUAUGAUGGAGCUUUUGGAAACCUCUUGGCUUACAGGGGAAGGCGGUUACUAUCUGACAAGUGUCUAUGCCAGUCUGAAUCUGAUUCAGAGUCAGCCAGAGGGUGUGCUACACAGCGGUCUUACAAACCAAGCUAGAGAGUCUCUGAAGGAAUGGAGCCGGCGUCGAAGCAAUGAAACAACAAAUCAGAAAGACAACAAAUUGCACCAGAGGUUUGUAAAAGUGCUGUUCCAAGAUGGGGACAAUAGCGUGGUGAAAACUCUGCUGUGGAAAACUGGGGUCAACGGUGAGGCUAUGGCUCAGUUCUGUGCUGUGAAGUUUGGGGUGGACCGGCCUGAGGAAUACAGCCUGUACUGCAGAAGGGACGGGGAUUUAACACCUCUACCAUUUAAUGCCCAGAUCCAAGACCUGCAGAGCAUGGGCGCAAGUGGGGUUCCUCUUGUCUACCAGGCGUCCAAUCAGGAUGAAAGUUCCCAGAAGCUGAACAGAGAGGGAGCAGUGGAUCUCACAGAAGAGGCUUCAUAAAAUGUGACUUUCUGUCAUUUAGGUCAAACAGUUGGUGCCAGCAAUUCUGCAUUUCCACUGAAUUUAUUUAAUGCUGACUGUAAGAUGUGUUUAUGUUUCUUGCAUAUCUUUGUUUUAGUACGCAUCUCUGGUAAUUCUGGAUUGUAUUCAGUUCAGUAUUCAGGUGUUUUUUGACCUUCACUGGGCUUGAUUUAUAUGAUACUUCCUUCGGUUAUAUUAUUGUAUUAUAUUGAAUACGUUUUGUAGAAAUUUUACGUGCAAGUUUAGAGCAGGGACUACUUGGUAAUUAAUGGAUUCAUUACUCCAAUAGAGGUCUCAGAACAUGUUUUGCUUUUUGUAAAUACUGCUUAAGGUUAAAAAGAAACUUCACAUUUAAAAGAUACUUGUAUUAUAAUAUCUGUAUCAAAUGCAUUAUGGUGUUUUGAAAACUAAAUGCUGUGGUAUUUUCAAAGUAAAUGACAAUACAACACUUAAAUAAAA
Molecule: messenger RNA, 3176 nt
Organism: Xyrauchen texanus (razorback sucker)
Lineage: Eukaryota; Metazoa; Chordata; Actinopteri; Cypriniformes; Catostomidae
Product: ras and Rab interactor 2-like
Exons: 11
Coding region: 234-2696 (820 amino acids)
Biological process (GO): vesicle-mediated transport
Cellular component (GO): cytosol; endocytic vesicle
Molecular function (GO): guanyl-nucleotide exchange factor activity; small GTPase binding
Source: RefSeq, a predicted model, not a curated record